Molecule: messenger RNA, 1279 nt
Organism: Triplophysa rosa
Lineage: Eukaryota; Metazoa; Chordata; Actinopteri; Cypriniformes; Nemacheilidae
Product: COP9 signalosome complex subunit 4-like
Exons: 6
Cellular component (GO): cytosol; COP9 signalosome
Source: RefSeq, a predicted model, not a curated record
UUACUCUCUUACGAUCUGUUCGUCUGUAUCUACAGACAGUACAAUGUGGACUACAAGUUGGACACCUAUCUGAAAAUCGCCCGUCUGUACUUGGAGGAUGAUGACCCGGUUCAGGCUGAGGCCUACAUCAACCGAGCUUCUUUACUUCAGAACGAAUCCACCAAUGAACAGCUGCAGAUUCACUACAAGGUGUGCUAUGCCAGAGUACUAGACUACCGGAGGAAGUUCAUUGAGGCUGCUCAGCGCUACAAUGAGCUUUCCUACAAAUCCAUUGUCCAUGAGACUGAACGUUUGGAAGCUUUGAAGCAUGCUCUUCAUUGCACUAUACUGGCCUCUGCAGGUCAGCAGCGUUCGCGUAUGUUGGCCACGCUGUUCAAGGACGAACGCUGUCAGCAACUUUCCGCCUAUGGCAUUCUGGAGAAGAUGUACCUGGAUCGAAUCAUUCGAGGAAAUCAACUGCAGGAGUUUGCCGCCAUGCUGAUGCCACAUCAGAAAGCCACCACAGCAGAUGGUUCAAGCAUCCUAGACCGAGCAGUCAUUGAGCACAACCUGCUUUCUGCUAGCAAACUAUACAACAACAUCACUUUUGAAGAGCUAGGAGCACUAUUAGAAAUUCCACCUGCAAAGGCAGAAAAGAUCGCCUCACAAAUGAUCACAGAGGGUCGCAUGAACGGCUUCAUUGACCAGAUAGACAGCAUUGUCCAUUUUGAAACGCGAGAGCCAUUGCCCACCUGGGACAAGCAGAUUCAGUCGCUGUGCUUCCAGGUGAAUAACCUGCUGGAGAAGAUCAGUCAGGCAGCACCAGAGUGGACGGCACAAGCUAUCGAGGCCCAGAUGACACAAUAAAGUCCCUUUAUCCCCUUCUAGCUACAUCCGUCGGCACACCCUAUAGGCAAAAUUAACAGCACCAUGAAAAGACUAUUGAACUUGAGCUCAUUCAUUAAGUUUAACCUCUCCCAUGAUUCUGUAUUAAGUUGGUUGUGAGGCAUUUCUGACAUUUGCAAAGACAGUCUGAGGCUUAAUAAACUGUGACCAUGUUUUCAUGUUUAUUUUCUGUCAGUUUUGAGCGCAAAACAGUCAAACUGUGAGAAAAAGGGUAUAUAUACUUUCAUAUACUGUCCUAAAAACUACCAUGUUUGGGAAAUCUGUUUGCAAGUCCAUUUGGUGCCGGUUGCAAGAAUCACACACUUUUUAAACAAUUUUCCUUACUUUAUUGAUUUUCUCCACAUGAACAGAUUGUCAAAAAAAUCAUUGAAAAUAAAUUUGCGAGUGAAAGGAA